This is a messenger RNA of Talaromyces marneffei, 816 nucleotides long. RefSeq lists its product as uncharacterized. The transcript has 6 exons. NCBI's taxonomy places the organism in Eukaryota, Fungi, Ascomycota, Eurotiomycetes, Eurotiales, Trichocomaceae. Gene Ontology annotation, molecular function: methyltransferase activity. The coding region runs from base 1 to 816 and encodes 271 amino acids. The record is from RefSeq and is a predicted model, not a curated record.
AUGAGUAACCCAAAUGUGGGCACGACUUCGCUCAACAGCGCUCUGCAAGAAAUCGUCAUCAUUCACGGCCGUGAGUUUCAACAAUACUCGCUCAACAAUCGCAUCUAUCUGUGCCCUAUCGAUGAUGAUGAGAUCGACCGGCUUGAACUACAGCAACAGGUUUUCAAUCUAGUUUUCGACAACCGUCUCAUAUUUCCGCCGAUCCAUAACCCUCGGCGAGUGUUGGAUUGUGGGUAUGGAGCUGGAAACUGGGCACUCGAAGUUGCAGAACGAUAUCCACACUGCCAGGUUAUAGGAGUUGACAUAUCCCCCCAUAUGCAGCCGCUUGAUAUACCGGAUAAUCUAUGGUUGCAGGUAGACAACCUCAAUCGGCCGUUUACCUUCCCUUCACGACAUUUCGACCUUGUCCACUCAAGGCUUGUGGCUUCCGGACUGGAUCGAUCCCGCUGGUCAUCAUACGUCCGCGACCUGGUGCGUGUGACGAAACGCGGCGGCUGGGUCCAAAUGGCAGAGAUAUAUUUCAAUGUCCAAUCCGACAACGGUUCCAUAACUGAUCGACAUGCCCUUCGAGAAUGGAGCAGACGCUAUAUGCGAGCCUUGGAGGAUCUCAAGGACUUGAGAGCCGCUCCUAGACUUGCAAGCCUGAUGACAGCAGCAGGUUUGGAAGAUGUCGACAUGAGAAUGAUCCAGCUUCCAUUGUCUGCUUGGUCAAGCGGUAAGAUAUCAGUACAGUACUGGAUGCGUCUUGUUGCACAUGCCGAACUAACCUUGAGGAGACCCGCGAUCACACCAGAUCGGCGCCUCGAACAGAUCUAA